UCUUCCUUCCUUUCUUUCUUUUUUUCUUUCUAGGCCACAGGAGAAUGCAUGGCGACCAUAGGGAAGAAAGGGAAUAUGGAAUUCUCCGUGGCUAACCAGACCUGCCACAUUACUCCAGCGGAGGGCCCUGUGGUGACCUCCCAGUAUGAAUGCUAUGGCUGCCUGCACCCCAUAUCGACUGUCCCUCCGGACUUCGACCCUGUUCUGAGACAUGCCAUAGAACAUUUUAACAACCACACUAAUCAUUCCCACCUCUUUGCUCUUAAAGAAGUAAAAAGGGCACAGAGACAGGUGGUGUCUGGGUGGAACUAUGAAGUUACUUACUUAAUUCUGCAAACUAAUUGUUCCAAGGAGAAUUUUAAAUUCUUAACCCAAGACUGCAAGGCCCUCUCCAAAGGUGAUGGUGGUCAAUGUACAGAUCUUGCAUAUGUGGAUCCUCAGCUAAGAAUUGCUUCCUUCUCACAGAAGUGUUGGAUUUUACCAGAGUUUUUAUCACCAUUUACCUUCAGUUGCCGUGGCUGCCCCGAAGAGAUACCCGUCGACAGUCCUGAUCUGAAGGAGGCUCUGAAUCAUUCCAUUACAAAGCUUAAUGCAGCGAAUAAUGCAAGUUUCUAUUUCAAGAUUGACAUUGUGCACAGAGCAACAUCACAGGUGGUGGGUGGAGCAAAAUAUUUUAUUGAAUUUACGGCCAGAGAAACCACAUGUUCCAAAGAAAGUAAUAAAGAGUUGAACGAAAGUUGUGAGAUCAAUAAACUUGGAGAAAUUUUAAGAUGCACUGCUGAUGUUUAUGAGAGAUCUUGGGAGAAUAUAAUUGAAUCUACUGUGAAAUGUCAAUCACCAGGAAAGGAGCAACUAAGAAAUUGCGUAUACAGAGGCCGACCUUGGGAGGCAAGGGCAGAGCCAACAUCUGAGAGUGUGGCCUCUUGACCAGUGGACAGAAUCUCCACGCCUGGCACAAUAGCCCCAGCAACCUGUCAGCAGCCCUGAAUGGAAGGACAAGAAGAUGGGAUAGUGUCAAUAGAGAAGAAUGCCACUUCAUCAUUCUGUUUUUGGGUGAAAUAAAGUUUGAUCUUAAUGUUCUCA
This is a messenger RNA of Myotis brandtii (Brandt's bat), 1083 nucleotides long. RefSeq names its product kininogen-1. Bases 49 to 927 code for a protein of 292 amino acids. Gene Ontology annotation, molecular function: cysteine-type endopeptidase inhibitor activity. The record is from RefSeq and is a predicted model, not a curated record. Gene Ontology annotation, cellular component: extracellular region; blood microparticle. NCBI's taxonomy places the organism in Eukaryota, Metazoa, Chordata, Mammalia, Chiroptera, Vespertilionidae. Gene Ontology annotation, biological process: positive regulation of cytosolic calcium ion concentration; negative regulation of blood coagulation; negative regulation of endopeptidase activity. The transcript has 8 exons.